AUGGAGGAGAGGGGGCAGGAUGGAGGAAAGAUAGAAUUGGAAGGAUAGGAGGCAGGAUGGAGAAGAGAUAGAAUGGGAGGGAGAGGCAGGAUGGGAGGAGAGAUGGAAUGAGAGGGAGAGGGGGCAGGAUGGAGGAGAGGAAUGGAGGAAAGAUGGGAAGGAUAGAGAGGGGAGGGGGCAGGAUGGAGGAGAGAUAGAAAUGGGAGGGAGAGGGGGCAGGAUGGAGAAGAGAUAGAAUGGGAGGGAGAGGGGGCAGGAUGGAGGAGAGAUAGAAUGGGAGGGAGAGGGGGCAGGAUGGAGGAGAGAUAGAAUGGGAGGGAAAGGGGGCAGGAUGGAGGAGAGAUAGAAUGGGAGGGAAAGGGGGCAGGAUUGAGGAGAGGGUAAUUCCAUGGAGCUGUAGUGGUUAAUAUAUAGCUUAUUACAGCCCAUGUCUACCUAAUGGUAAAGCACUUCCAUGGCAACCAGCAGUUACUGUGUGUGAUACUAUGUAUUCCUUGUGAAUGGAGAGAGAUGGUUUGGCAGUAAGAAGGCUCCUCUGGCAGGAGAGUUUUAUAUAUCAGUCAUUAACCCUUACCCUGCCUCUCAGUGCCUACUCAGAGUAUACAGGAUCACUCCAGUUUGUCAGUACUAGAGACAGCCUACCUGGGACAGGUGCAGGACUCACUCCCAGGACUCUAGCCAGCCAGUGAUUCUAACCCCUCCCAGGGACAGCCUACCUUUGCCCAGGUAGGUAGAGUGCUCUCUCCCAGGACCAUUCCCAGCAGUGUUUGUAACCCCUCCCAGGGACAGCCUACCUGGGGACAGGUGCGCGUCUCCCUCCCAGCCAGGAGUAUAACACCUUGAGAGCCCAACCUACCUGGGGACAGGUGUAUGUCCCAGAGCCAGCCUCCCAUUCCCUGCCCGCUCCAGGAUGGCACACACAGAGGCUGGGGAGCCCAGGCUGCCAGUAUGGGUGAUCACUGGCUCCCACUCCUGGACCAGCACAGCUCAACAGAAGGAAGUCAAGUCCCCCUUCGCAGUGGAGUGGAGACCUGAGGACGGGCUGGCCACUUUGUCCAUGGACCCAGAGGGAGAAACUAUAGAUUUGGGAGAACCAUCUCCCCCAGCUGCCCCCCAACAGGCUCCCUGCCCCCCAGCUGCCCCCCAACAGGCUCCCUGCCCCCCAGAUGCCCCCCAGGAGGCUCCCUGCCCCCAGCUGCCCCCAGAUCCCCCAGCUGGCUCCCCUGCCCCCAGCUGCCCCCCGAUCCCCCAGCUGGCUCCCUGCCCCCCAGAUGCCCCCCAGCAGGCUCCCUGCCCCCCAGCUGCCCCCCCGGAUCCCCAGCUGGCUCCCUGCCCCCCAGUGAGUGACACUCCAGUGAGUGCCAGCUGCAGGGAGCACGGGCAGGAGCUGAGCUGGUUCUGCUAUGAGGAGCUCAGGUUGGUGUGCCCCCUCUGCAGGAGCCUGGGGAGCUGCCAGUCACACAAGACCAGGCUGGCGGAGGAGAGGGCUGCUCACAUCAGGGUGAGUGGGACUGCAUUGCAGGGUCUGAGAUCACUCACACUCAGUAUGGGGUUAACUCGGGCUGCGGGAGCUGGGGGUUGAGUCACUGCUGCAGGAUGACAUGACUGGCUGGCACCCUCUGGGCUGUGAGGGUCAUUAAGUAGGCUGUGAGUGGGCUGUAAGUGGAAGGGGUUUUAAGUGGUAUACUUACUGACUGAGUAGGCUGUGAGUGGUGGUGCUGGGAGUGAGUGGGCUGUGAGUGGAGGUGUUGGGAGUGAGUUGGCAGUGAGUUGUAUGUGCUGUGAGUGAGUGGGCUGUGAGUGGAGGUGAUGUGAGUGGAGGUGCUAUGAGUGAGUGGGCUGUGAGUGAGUGGACUGUGAGUGAGUGGAGGUACUGGGAGUGAGUGAGCGAGCUGUGAGUGGAGAUGCUGUAAGUGAGUGGAAGUGCUGUGAGUGAGUGGGCCUUGAGUGAGUGGAGGUGCUGUAAGUGAGUGGGCUGUGAGUGGAGAUGCUGAAAGUGAGUGGGCUGUGAGUGGAGGUGAUGUGAGUGGAGGUGCUAUGAGUGAGUGGGCUGUGAGUGAGUGGACUGUGAGUGAGUGGAGGUACUGGGAAUGAGUGAGCUGUGAGUGGAGAUGCUGUAAGUGAGUGGAAGUGCUAUGAGUGAGUGGGCCUUGAGUGAGUGGAGGUGCUGUAAGUGAGUGGGCUGUGAGUGGAGGUGCUUAAAGUGAGUGCGUUGUGUGAGUGCAGGUGCUGUAAGUGGACUGUGAAUGGAGAGAGAGAUUCCUGUUUAUUAAUGAGAGCAGUGAUUGAACUGACAGCAAUGUCUGACAUCUAUUUCCUGUUCUGGUAAUUAUUGGCUGUAGUAUUCAUUAUUCACACACAGAUCUAAUCAAUUCACUGGGAAGAACCCAUCAUACAUCAUUUAUAUGGCAUGUGUGGGCUGGCUAUAAUGUACUAUCUAUAGGGUGUAAGAUAUAAUAUAACUGUACUAUCUAUAGGGUGUGAGAUAUAAUAUAACUGUACUAUCUAUAGGGUGUGAGAUAUAAUAUAACUGUACUAUCUAUAGGGUGUGAGAUAUAAUAUAACUGUAUUAUCUAUAGGGUGUAAGAUAUAAUGUACUAUCUAUAGGGUGUAAGAUAUAAUGUACUAUCUAUAGGGUGUAAGAUAUAAUGUAUUAUAUAUAGGGUGAGAGAUAUAAUGUAUUAUCUAUAGGGUGUAAGAUAUAAUAUAUAAUGCACUGUCUAUAGGGUGUAAGAUAUAAUAUAACUGUACUAUCUAUAGGGUGUAAGAUAUAAUAUAACUGUACUAUCUAUAGGGUGUGAGAUAUAAUAUAACUGUACUAUCUAUAGGGUGUAAGAUAUAAUAUAACUGUACUAUCUAUAGGGUGUGAGAUAUAAUAUAACUGUACUAUCUAUAGAGUGUGAGAUAUAAUAUAACUGUACUAUCUAUAGGGUGUGGGAUAUAAUAUAACUGUAUUAUCUAUAGGGUGUAAGAUAUAAUGUACUAUCUAUAGGGUGUAAGAUAUAAUGUAUUAUAUAUAGGGUGAGAGAUAUAAUGUAUUAUCUAUAGGGUGUAAGAUAUAAUAUAUAAUGCACUGUCUAUAGGGUGUAAGAUAUAAUAUAACUGUACUAUCUAUAGGGUGUAAGAUAUAAUAUAACUGUACUAUCUAUAGGGUGUGAGAUAUAAUAUAACUGUACUAUCUAUAGGGUGUAAGAUAUAAUAUAACUGUACUAUCUAUAGGGUGUGAGAUAUAAUAUAACUGUACUAUCUAUAGAGUGUGAGAUAUAAUAUAACUGUACUAUCUAUAGGGUGUAAGAUAUAAUAUAACUGUACUAUCUAUAGGGUGUGAGAUAUAAUAUAACUGUACUAUCUAUAGGGUGUGAGAUAUAAUGUAUUAUCUAUAGGGUGAGAUAUAUACUGUACCAUCUAUAGGGUGUGAGAUAUACUGUAUUAUCUAUAGGGUGAGAGAUAUAAUGUAUUAUCUAUAAGGUGUGAGAUAUAAUAUAACUGUACUAUCUAUAGGGUGUGAGAUAUAAUAUAACUGUACUAUCUAUAGGGUGUGAGAUAUAAUAUAACUGUACUAUCUAUAGAGUGUGAGAUAUAAUAUAACUGUACUAUCUAUAGGGUGUAAGAUAUAAUAUAAGUACUAUCUAUAGGGUGUAAGAUAUAAUAUAACUGUACUAUCUAUAGAGUGUGAGAUAUAAUAUAACUGUACUAUCUAUAGGGUGUGAGAUAUAAUAUAACUGUACUAUCUAUAGGGUGUGAGAUAUAAUGUAUUAUCUAUAGGGUGAGAUAUAUAAUGUACCAUCUAUAGGGUGUGAGAUAUACUGUAUUAUCUAUAGGGUGAGAGAUAUAAUGUAUUAUCUAUAGGGUGUGAGAUAUACUGUAUUAUCUAUAGGGUGUGAGAUAUAAUGUAUUAUCUAUAGGGUGAAUGAGAUAUGUGUUCCAUCUAUAAUUAAUAAUUAACUGUUGUUAUUAAAUGUAUUCUAUCACAUAUUUUAUAAUCAUGAGUAAUGCCUAUUGGUGUGACUAAUAAAUAGAUCUGUGUUUAUUUGAUGUAUUGAUAGGACUGCAUUCCCAUCAUGCAUUGCAGGUUAAUGCCUAGGAGCCACUUGUUACCAGGGACCUCGGCAAACAAUCACAAUGUAAACAGUCAUUUAUUGUAACCUGUGAAUUUGGGGCCGGGUCGUCUAAACAGCAUUAUAGGCCCCGGGCAAGCACUGUGGCCACGACCCACACAGCCACUCACAGGAAUAAACAAGUGUAAAUUAUGGAUAACAUUAAGCUUAUAUUUAAUGGUAGCUCCGACAAAAGCAGUGUUUAAACUUUACAAAACAUGCUUAUAGCUUUAUGGCUUCAAAACACUAUGAGUGGUAAUUUUAUCUUGCUUAUGUACAAUUAAUAAGUGUAUGUUGUUUUCAUCAAGAUCAAUAUAUGCAUACACAACAGUAAGAUCCCAUGUACAGAUAACAGCUGAUACUGAGGUGAUUAGUCCACUUAAACGUCUUAAUAACAAGGGUUUGAAGGUUCUGAAUAAAUCUCCUGGAAUAAUAUACUGAAAAGUUGGCAAGCCCAUGCGCACCUAUGCUAGUGGGUCCCCCGGGCAAUUACCCCGCUUGCCCAUGUGUUAAGGCAGGCCUGCCAAGAGGCGGACACUGGCAGAGACUGAAACCUUGAUUCAGUCUGACAUUUGCUACAAUCUAUUCUCAGGUCAAUAAAAGUUCAGUUUUUUAAUGGAAUUUAUUAUGCUCUGAACAGUUUGGGCACUGACCCUUCUACUGCACCCACAAGCACUACAUAUUAAAAAGAUAGAAAAUGAACAUCCAAUCAGGAGUAGGAGGUCCAAUGCAUGCUGGGUAAUACCACAUUGUACGCACAGAAUACGAGGAGUGGGAAUAUUUUAUUAACGUAUCUUAAAAUCUGCCAGAAACUUUAAAAAAACUCUCCAGGUUAACGUUACAUUUCACGUCGUCAUUUGUAAAAUCUGAUUAUUUCGGGCAUUUUACUCCGUAAACUGAGAAUUGCAGACAAUGGACAAAGGCUCUGCAACAUUUCAAGGCCGGAAUAACAAAACUAAAAAUUAUCCAACGCGGCUAUUUUCAGCUGAGAUUUUCAAGUUUACAAUUUUUUAUAUUUCAUCUUUUUUGGCCAAAACUUUGCCUUGUCGUUUCUCUACAAUUCUCGGUUUAGUGAUUAGUUCCAGAUGUGCGCCAGCCAUGGGGUCUGUAUAGAACAUAGCGGUCAGUUAAUGUCCGUCCGGCCCUGACCAGAAAAUUGAUUACACAUAAUGAACGGCGUAUGCCGGAGCGACAGGAGUGGCUGUUAUAGAAUAACCUGAUGCUUGGAAGCAGUUACAAUAUAAUAGCGCUGUAUAUCGCCAUCUUGGCCGAUCUUUCCUCUAACAUGUAGGACAACGUUGAGGGUUUAUCCACUAAGCAGCGAGCUGUGGUCAGAUCACAUCAAGGUUUUCAACGAUUGAAUAAUCUUGUUGGAGAAAGAUAUCCAUUUGAGCUAUUCUGGAGGAGAGCUCUAAUUUAGGUUAGAUUAAUUCCAGCCUCAGAGUAUUCCAGUUCCUGCUAUUUAGUAAUAGGAUUCUGCUACUUUGAUAGUUGAUACAAUUUUGCUCCAAGAAAGUACUUCACUUUCAGCAUUCAACUGUUUUUAGAUGCUUCUAUAUAUAAAUAUUUUUAUAAUUCAUAAUCUAUUUAUUUACACUUAUUGGCAUUGCACUUUAUCCUUACUUGAUAAUCUGUAUUAUCUGUUUUUAGUUCCCAAAUUUGGGCAGCACCCUUCCUGUAUAUUCCUACAUAUUUAUUUUACGUUUACCAAUUUUUACAUGUUCUUGCGGCUUCUUUCUCACGAUAUAUUUCCUGGAUCUAGUAAUCUUCUAUUCACAAUUUUUCAAGCCUUGAUGGGGCCUUUUCAUACCAGUAGAGAUUUAUAUGAGUUAGCAGCUCCAUUUCACUCUCAAAACUCUCCACUCAAUUUGGUCAGAUUAACUUCUGUCCAUAUUAUUUCUAUUACUCCCAGUAAUGUGUCUGAGUGUAUAACAGAGCUCCACAGUAAUAAUACUCCCAGUAAUGUGUCUGAGUGUAUAACAGAGCUCCACAGUAAUAAUACUCCCAGUAAUGUGUGUGUGAGUGUAUAACAGAGCUCCACAGCAAUAAUACUCCCAGUAAUGUGUCUGAAUGUAUAACAGAGCUCCACAGUAAUAAUACUCCCAGUAAUGUGUGUGUGAGUGUAUAACAGAGCUCCACAGCAAUAAUACUCCCAGUAAUGUGUCUGAGUGUAUAACAGAGCUCCACAGCAAUAAUACUCCCAGUAAUGUGUCUGAGUGUAUAACAGAGCUCCACAGCAAUAAUAUUCCCAGUAAUGUGUCUGAGUGUAUAACAGAGCUCCACAGCAAUAAUACUCCCAGUAAUGUGUCUGAGUGUAUAACAGAGCUCCACAGCAAUAAUACUCCCAGUAAUGUGUCUGAGUGUAUAACAGCGCUCCACAGAAAUAAUACUCCCAGUAUUGUGUCUGAGAGUAUAACAGAGCUCCACAGCAAUAAUACUCCCAGUAAUGUGUCUGAGUGUAUAACAAGAGCUCAACAGAAAUAAUACUCCCAGUAUUGUGUCUGAGAGUAUAACAGAGCUCCACAGCAAUAAUACUCCCAGUAAUGUGUCUGAGUGUAUAACAGAGCUCCACAGCAAUAAUACUCCCAGUAAAGUGUCUGAGUGUAUAACAGAGCUCCACAGCAAUAAUACUCCCAGUAAUGUGUCUGACUGUAUAACAAAGCUCCACAGCAACAAUACUCCCAGUAAUGUGUCUGAGUGUAUAACAGAGCUCCACAGCAAUAAUACUCCCAGUAAUGUGUCUGAGUGUAUAACAGAGCCCCACAGCAAUAAUACUCCCAGUAAUGUGUCUGAGAGUAUAACAGAGCUCCACAGCAAUAAUAUUCCCAGUAAUGUGUCUGAGUGUAUAACAGAACUCCACAGCAAUAAUACUCCCAGUAAUGUGUCUGUGUAUCACAGAGCUCCACAGCAAUAAUACUCCCAGUAAUGUGUCUAAGCAUAUCACAGAGCUCCACAGCAACAAUACUCCCAGUAAUGUGUCUGAGUGUAUCACAGAGCUCCACAGCAAUAAUACUCCCAGUAAUUUAUUAGUGUAUAACAGAGCUCCACAGUAAUAAUACUCCCAAUAAUGUGUCUGUAUAACAGAGCUCCACAGCAAUAAUACUCCCAGUAAUGUGUCUGAGUGUAUAACAGAGCUCCACAGCAAUAAUACUCCCAGUAAUGUGUCUGAGUGUAUAACAGAGCUCCACAGCAAUAAUACUCCCAGUAAUGUGUCUGAGUGUAUAACAGAGCUCCACACAGUGGCGGAUCCGGGGGGGGUGGGGCAACGGGGCAAUUGCCCCCCCCGAGAAAUUCGCCGGUCUCCCUCUUCCUCCUUUGUCAGCAGCACAUGCAGGUGCUAGCCCUGCAAUGUGCCUGCGGACCGGGGGGGAGAUCAGAGAUCUCCCCCCCGGUCCGCAGGCACUGUGAUGGCGGCCAGCGGGGGAGGGAGUAAGAGAGAGGACCCGGAAGCUAAGGCUGCAGCUCCUCCGGGUCCUCCUCUCAUGAGAUUUGGAGCGUUGCCGCGGUUACCACGGCAACGCUCCAAAUCUCGUGAGAGUGAACUCUAGCCCUGGAGCGCGGGCUAGAGUUCACUCUCCCCACUGGGACCACCAAUGAAUCCCCCACAGACGACGGACCACCAGGGAAAUGUUCCCCCCCAAGUAAAGGUAAGAAGGGAGGGGGGACAUAAUGAUUAUUUAUAUUGAAUUAAAUAAAAAAAUAUAUAUAAAAAAAAGCCCCCUCCUACCCUUAUCACACACACACACUCUACACACGCUGCCCCCCAUACACACACUGCCCCCAUACACACACUGCCCCCCAUACACACACACACACUGCCCCCAUACACACACAUUGCCCCCAUACACACACACUGCCCCUCAUACACACACUCUACACACACACACCACCAUACACACACACUGCCCCCAUACACACACUCUACACACAUACACCACCACACACACUGCCCCAUACACACACACUGCCCCCAUACACACACACACUGCUCCCCAUACACACACACUGCACCCCAUACACACACACUGCCCCACACACACACACUGCCCCCAUACACACACACACACACACACUGCCCCAUACACACACACACUACCCGACACACACACAUACACUGCCCCCCAUACACACACACUGCUCCCCAUACACACACACUGCCGCCCCAUACACACACACACACACACACACUGCAACUGUUACACACAUACACUGCUGCCCUCACACACACUACAACCUUCACACACACUACUCACACACUGUCCCCCUCACACACACACUGCACCCCUUACACAUUGCACCACUCACACACCACUGCUCCUAUGCCCUACUACUGCCCCAUUUCCCUGCAGACCUCAGGUAAGGUGUCAAACUGUUCUUAAACGGUUUGACUACUUACUCUGGGAGGGGGUCCCGGCACUAUUGAUACCAUAACCACUACACUGAGCUGUAGUGGUUAUUGUGUCUGGAUUAUUUAUUUAAAUAAUCUACAAGUGCCCCUCCCGAGAUCAGGCUCUGGAUCCGCCACUGGCUCCACAGCAAUAAUACUCUCAGUAAUGUCUCUGGCUGUAUAUCAGAGCUCCACCGCAAUAAUACUCCCAGUAAUGUCUGAGUGAAUAACUGAGCUCCACAGUAAUAAUACUCCCAGUAAUGUGUCUGAGUGUAUAACAGAGCUCCACAGCAAUAAUACUCCCAGUAAUGUGUCUGAGUGUAUAACAGAGCUUCACAGCAAUAAUACUCCCAGUAAUGUGUCUGAAUGUAUAACAGAGCUCCACAGCAAUAAUACACCCAGUAAUGUGUAUUUAAACUGCAAUAAAUGUGUUUAAAAAUCAGUCUGUGUAAAUAAGAUACAUUGUUCUUCUUAAAAGUUACAAUUUAUUUCCAUAAAUUGUUAUCAGUAAAUGAACACUAUAGUAUUAAUACAAAUCUGUUUUCCGAACUCCAUAGGUUUCCAGACCUACUCUGCAGGUGCCCAUUCCAUUUUGCCAUAAAAAUGAAAUAAAUAAAUAACUACAUAUAUAUGUCUACUCUGUCUUUGGCUGCCCAUGCUCGAUUGUCCUCACUUUGUCUCUGGUUGCCCACAAUCUGUCUCCGGUUAUCCAUGCUCUGUCUCUGCCUGCCCACACUCUGUCACUGACUGUCCACACUCUGUCUUUGGCUGCCCAUGUCCUACCACUGACAGCCAGCCAUACACUAUGCUCCUAUGAUAAUCUCUGCCCUGUAAGAUUAGCUCAGUGACUCCCAAUUAGGGCAGGACACAUAUUUUCAGAGAAAAGCUCUAAAGGUUCCUAUUGCAGAAUGUGAUAACAAAGCAUCCUUUUGUCUCUUACAUCUGGGACAAACACAAUAGGCCCUUUCUAAUCUGAACCCAAUGCCUGGAUAUUUGCUGGCCAAGGCAAAAGGGACUGUAGGAAUUGGGUUACCUUUUGGCCAAAACUCUUCAAAAAUGGUGAAAGCAGGGAAUUACAUGUAAAUCUAAUACCAAAUGUAAGGAAACCUAGUAUAUCCAAUCCUCAUUCGGUAGUUUCCUCCAGAACCGCCAGAGCAUCAGUGAGUAUAGCUCUCCGUUCGGUAGAUAGAAUAGACGAAAUCCAUACAAAUACAAAUAGCUUUAUAAGAUAAUUCCCUUAAUAAAGCAUACGAAUCCCCAAACAUCAGCUGAAGUCAAGAAGAAGGGUACAACAGAACUGGCUUUUAAUGACCACACACAGGCUUUUAUGCAAGUCCCCAUGCAGUAAACCAGUAAAACACACCCAGCACAAACAUACAAUUCCCUCCCCUAGUCUUGGAGAUAAUCAAGUCUGAUAAAGUAAUAACUUGAUUAUCUCCAGGCAGAAAAAUCACAAUUUUCCCCAAUAUUCAGAACAUCCCUUUAGACAUGGGGUAUCCCCACAAAUAAUAUGUCCCCUGAUAGCCCCGAUCUGGGUGACCAACAUAUUCAAAUUUCACCCAGAUCGGUUCAGGGGUUCUCAUAAACUAUGGAAGUCUUUUGUGACCGGCUAACCGCGAGGUGGCUGCCCAAAAUAGUUCCAGGAGUUUGGGUUGUUGUGCCGGUCUAUUCAGUUAAGUGGCAAAAACUGAAUAAUUCCACAAAUGGAUUUCCCUGCCUCUUAGCAGCGAUUGUUCCCCUUAUUCAAUGCACAAAAGUACUGAAUAGCGCUCUUCUAGCUAUUCGGGAAAUAGAGAUCCAGCGUUCCCUUGUUGAGACCGGUGUUUGGGAAGUUGAGUGUCCGAUUUUAGUUCCAGACACUCGACGACCAAGUCCUGGUGCCUUUGUUCACCUGAAAAAAGAUGGCUGCCAUUUUCUCAGCCAUUUGGCGUUCGGUAGUACGAACGCUGGCCGCACAGAUAGAGGGUUCAAUUGAAGCAGUCUUUGAAGUUUAACGAGCCAGGGGGUGGUCUUUGUUCAGCAGUUAUAUCUACCGAAUGAAUAGGGAAGAAAUAUUACACAUAAAAGAGGGAUUUCUUCACACCAAAUGUUACAGAAGAUUUCUUUCCCUGGUUAAUGUUUAGUUAAAUAUUUCGCUGGAUUGGCAGAUUCCAGCUGAUUAUUGUCCUGGAAUAUCCGUCAGUGAGUGAAUUAUUCUGUAAUGGGUUGAAACACUCCAUGUGAAGGGCUGAAAACCAUCCAGGCAUAAACGAGUAAAUUUAUUUUCAAACAUUUACACCAGACGCACUAAAAAUCUCCAGCCAUUCGCCUUCCCCGAUUUCCAAGAUGAGUUACGUCAAAACCCUAUAGCCUGGUGAUGAACAGUGCAUGACAGGUUCUGCUGUGUCGUAUGUCGCACUCAAAGGAAGGAAAUUAAUUUAUUAAUAAAGAAUGGACUCCCUGUUUUUAUUAAUUCCUUUCCCUCCUAUAGGAAUUCUACUUAUUACAGGGCUGGGCAACACUUUUCAUGUCCUGCCCAUCAACAUGAAAAAUUAAAAGAUACGCCAGGCAACUCUGCUGCCCACUUACCCCCUUCCAAACCAAUAGAAAUGCAGCUUAACUAACAUCGCCGUCACUGUUUGUGUAAUUUACCGCCAUGUCCGUACUCUCAAUCAGGGGGACACUGCAGUCUGGAGAGUGGCGGUCAAUGGGGCACUGCCGUGUGAUUAAUUACACAGCGCUAAACAUUUAUCUUCCUGACUGUGAAUAGUUUUAUGGGAUCUAUUGAAUACGCUAGGGAUGUAUAAACUUAAUAUCAAACCAUCAUAAACUGAAUUACUAAACUGAGACUAAAACAGCCGGACUGUGACGAUAUGCAGAAUCUUCCUGUUUCACGGAUUUACAAAUUACACUUUUUUUAAAUGUGUUUUUUAGGUGGUUAUAGUGCAUUAUUUAGUGAAUAAUCCCCCCAGUCUAGCAGCACCCCCCACAUCAUAGCCCUGGAUCUAUCUGCAGGAAAGAUACAGAAUGUACGGGGAUGAGCUGAAUUACAAAAAUAGCCAAACAUAUAGAAAUGUUGGGAAAUAAUCUCGAAUGGUGAAUUGUUUAAAGCCGGCUAUUUUGUCCUACAUUUUCACCCCAGUUCACUGUUUACUCAUAGGAAACCUGUGUUUUACAGCAGAGGUGCUUCUGGGAACAAAUCAGGUUUUGUACACCUAGUAUAAGAGUCAUGUGUUAAUGCAGGGGAUUUGGCUUGGUUUGUACUGCCCAUCUCCUCCCAUGCAGUAAAAAGGCUUUAUUUCCCUGUGAUAUGCAUCCCUUGGCCGCUUUGAUGGCAGUGUAAAUAUUGCUGAGCUCUGCGUUUCCUCGCCCAUGACGCAGCACAGCAGAUCAUUCUGGGAUGGCCUGCAUUGAUAGCAUCAUUAUGUAUGGAAACGGUGAGCUCCCUGGAGAACAAGGACACGUGCAAAAAUUACUAAUGACAUCUCUUCUUUCUGUCCUAGAAUAAAAUUGUGGAUCAGUGUGAGAGACUGCAACUACAAACUGCUGGGAUUGAGAAAUACCUCGCAGACACCCUUCCAGCCAAGACCCCACGCGUGGCGGUAAUCUCCUUUUCUAGUAUUACAAAUAUCAGACAUUGUUCACAUAAAAUCUAAUCCUCUGGGUUCCAACAGAUAGGGAGGGAUAUAUUCCCCGACUUGGCAUGUGCUAAAUUCUGGAUUGAUGGAUCUAGAAUCAAAACAGCUUUCCAGAAAGCAGAGGUUGAGUAAGUGAUCUAGAACAGUACUUAGCUAUGCUUUCAUUCCAUCGACAGUCUAUAUUUUUACCAAAUCUAAGGUUGAACAUUUGGAGAAUCACGGUAUUACUUUUAGACUUGUGUGAAACGCACUCAUUUAGAACAGGAGAGGCAGUGCUCUAGAACAGAAAGAGACUCCCAAGACUUGACAAUUGGCCAGAAUCUUCAUGGUGUCUCACAAUUACUAGAUGUGCAUUCACUCACUUGUCUUCGCCUUCUAGUCUAGUGAACACUAGAUAUUCUUCUAAUGAUCUUGCAAAACUGGGUGGAUACUUAGGGAGUACAUCUUCAAUAAUAAGCACAUUUCUCCUACUCUGGCCACUCUUUUCCGAAUCCUUAUGACACAAAGUAGGAAAUCAUGUUCUGUGUAGGUCACAGACAUUUGAAGGAGUUAACUAAAAUGCAAUAUAUCUAAAUUCAUUCAGCAACACCAACUCAAUAGAGUAUCUAGAUACGAGAAAUAAUCAAUUUAGGAACAAACUAUGAUCAAAGAGUUGAAAAGUAAAUAGAUUAUCUCCCAUUUGCAGAGCACAGCGAGAACAGCCAGGGAACUGGUGAUCCAGAGACUCACAUUCAUCAGGAACGUGUGUGAUAAUGAAGAGCAGAGACUUCUGGAAGAGGUCCACGUGGAGGAGGAACGAGCCCAACAAGGAAUCCUCACACAAAGGGCCCACUGGACCGAGGCUGCCCGCAAACUGUCUGGAAUUAGGACAUAUCUAGUGGACAUGCUGACUAAGCUGGACGACCUUAAUCUUAUCGUGAGUACGGAUCCAACGCUGAGUCUAGAGCUGAUAAUUAGGAUCUAGAAUCUAUAUUAAAUUUACCCCCAAAAAUUCCUAAUUCUGUUAGUUAUAAAAUGGCGACAUAUUCUAGAGCCAUUCUAGAUACCCGUGUACAUCAGGAAUACUGAACAAGACAUGCAGAACUUUGUGCUGUUUAAUGGUUAGGGAGCCAAGUGAGCUGCAGGCCAUAUAGUAACAGAUGUCUGUUUGCUUUACAGAACUCAGAGAAUGAAAUGGACGAGAGGUCAGUAACUUCAGUAACUCAUAAUUCUACAUCUUAAUUCUUCUCACAGGAGUUACUAAUACAAUGGUUUACUGUACUUCUAUAGAAGUGAGCUAGAUUCAGGCUCAGUGAAUCUGUAUUUGAGCGCUGGAUUCAGGGUCAGUCAAUCUGUAUUAGAGCGCUAGAUUCUGGCUCAGGGAUUCUGUAUUAGAGCGUUAGAUUCAGACUCAGUGAAUCUGUAUUAGAGCGCUAGAUUCAGGCUCAGUGAAUCUGUAUUAGAGCGCUAGAUUCAGGCUCAGUGAAUCUGUAUUAGAGCGCUAGAUUCAGGCUCAGUGAUUCUGUAAUAGAGAGCUAGAUUCAGGCUCGGUCACUGUCUUAGAGAGCAAGAUCCAGGCUCAGUCAUUAAGUAGUAGAGAGACAGAUUCAGGCUCAGUCAUUCCGUAUUAGAGAGCUCGAUGCAGGCUCAGUGAUUCUGUAAUAGAGAGCGCUAGAUCCAGGCUCAGUGAUUCUGUAUUAGUGAGCUAGAUUCAGGCUCAGUGAUUCUGUAAUAGAGAGCGCUAGAUCCAGGCUCAGUGAUUCUGUAUUAGAGAGCUAGAUCCAGGCUCAGUCAUUCUGUAUUAGAGUGCUAGAUUCAGAGUCAGUCAAUCUGUAUUAGAGCGCUAGAUUCAGGCUCAGUGAUUCUGUAUUAGAGAGCAAGAUUCAGGGUCAGUCAUUCUGUAUUAGAGCGCUAGAUCCAGGCCCAAUGAUUCUGUAAUAGAGUGCUAGAUUCAGGCUUGGUCAUUCUGUGUUAGAGCGCUAGAUUCCAGCACAGUGAUUCUCUAUUAGAGCGCUAGAUUCCGGCUCAGUCAUUCUGUAUGAUAUUACAGAUCUAUCAGUAAUUAUAUUAUCCUAUAACACUGACUAAGAAAUAGAAUUUUGUUCUGCAGUCUCGAUACAUAAAUGCCUAUAAUUGUGCUCGCAGUCCAUUCCUACAUAAAACGUUGUUCUCCCUUUCAGGACGGAGGAAGCGGAAGGAAUCUUGGAACCUGAAGAGUCUGACAAGUUAAACUUUAACCCGAGCUGUGUGCAGAGUCCAUUGCUGAACAGAUUGUGGGCUUCCUCUAUGCUGUGCUGCAGCACGGGUCAGUACCAGGCACUGCUGCACGGGCAUCUUCAAGGUCCCGGGAUGUAAAUGGAAAAUGUUUAUCUGUGCCGGGGGAAACAGAUUGUUUCUCAGUGUCCUGAAAGGGUUCAUUGCAUAGUGGCUACAGCGCAUACGCUCUGAGUGUGGAAGGGCCAGUAGGGAACACAUUAAAGAUAAUACCCCCAUUUCAGUGUUUUCUAUAGAUAUUGAAUUAAGGAGACAAGGUGCCUCCUUACACCAUAACCUUAUAGCUGCAGUUAUAAUACACUGUGUGCAGGGAGACAGGGGACCUCCUUACACCAUAACCUUAUAGCUGCAGUUAUAAUACACUGUGUGCGGGGAGACAGGGGACCUCCUUACACUAUAACAUUAUAGCUGCAGUUAUAAUACACUGUGUGCUGGACAACAGGGGACCUCCUUACACCAUAACCUUAUAGCUGCAGUUAUAAUACACUGUGCUGUGAGACAGGGAACCUCCUUACACCAUAACCUUAUAGCUGCUGUUAUAAUACACUGUGUACGGGGAGACAGGAGACCUCCUUACACCAUAACCUUAUAGCUGCAGUUAUAAUACACUGUGUGCGGGGAGACAGGGGACAUCCUUACACCAUAACCUUAUAGCUGCGGUUAUAAUACACUGUGGGCGGGGAGACAGGGGGCCUCCUUACACCAUAACCUUAUAGCUGCAGUUAUAAUACACUGUGUGCGGGGAGACAGGGGGCCUCCUUACACCAUAACCUUAUAGCUGCAGUUAUAAUACACUGUGUGCUGGGAGACAGGGGACCUCCUUACACCAUAACCUUAUAGCUGCAGUUAUAAUACACUGUGUGGGGGAGAUAGGGGAAACUCCUUACAUCAUAACCUUAUAGCUGCUGUUAUAAUACACUGUGUGCAUGGAGACAGGGGACCUCCUUACACCAUAACCUUAUAGCUGCAGUUAUAAUACACUGUGUGCGGGCAGACAGGGGACCUCCUUACACCAUAACCUUAUAGCUGCAGUUAUAAUACACUGUGUGCGGGGAGACAGAGGACCUCCUUACACCAUAACCUUAUAGCUGCAGUUAUAAUACACUGUCUACGGGAAGACAGGGGACCUCCUUACACCAUAACUUUAUAGCUGCAGUUAUAAUACACUGUCUGCGGGGAGACAGGGGAUCUCCUUACACCAUAACCUUAUAGCUGCAGUUAUAAUACACUGUGUGCGGGGAGACACAGGGGACCUCCUUACACCAUAACCUUAUAGCUGCAGUUAUAAUACACUGUGUGGGGGAGAUAGGGGAAACUCCUUACAUCAUAACCUUAUAGCUGCAGUUAUAAUACACUGUGUGCGGGGAGACAGGGGACCUCCUUACACCAUAACCUUAUAGCUGCAGUUAUAAUACACUGUGUGCAGGGAGACAGGGGACCUCCUUACACCAUAACCUUAUAGCUUCUGUUAUAAUACACUAUGUGUGGGGAGACAGGGGGCCUCCUUACACCAUCACCUUAUAGCUGCAGUUAUUAUACACCUUGUGUGCUGGAAAACAGGGGACCUCCUUACACCAUCACCUUAUAGCUGCAGUUAUUAUACACCUUGUGUGCUGGGAGACAGGGGACCUCCUUACAACAUAACCUUAUAGCUGCAGUUAUAAUACACUGUGUGCAGGGAGACAGGGGACCUUCUUACACCAUAACCUUAUAGCUGCAGUUAUAAUACACUGUGUGCAGGGAGACAGGGGACCUCCUUACACCAUAACCUUAUAGUUGCAGUUAUAAUACACUGUGUGCAGGGAGACAGGGGACCUCCUUACACCAUAACCUUAUAGCUGCAGUUAUCAUAUAAUCAGGUUUAUUUAUAAAGGCCUUGAUUUAAUUAGCUUUCCAAAUUAUAUUUCUACUGAAGUCACCAUUAAAGUCUAUGGGAAUUCUUGUAGAUAAAUCAUUUGGACAUUUUAUUUUUACCGUACUGAAUCAUUUGGAACGUUUAUUAAACUGAGGCUAAAGUCUGAAUGGCAAAACAGAUUAAAAACAGCCAAACUGGUAUUAUAGCUAACAAUUUUUAUAAAUCCAUUAUUUGUUCCAUAAUUUUGUCAUUCAGAUUAAUUUGGUAAGUCAACCCAGGGAUCUCUCUGACCCAUAAACUGAGCACAGAGCUGAGUGCUCGAAGUGUCCCUUUAACAUUGUUUUAGUUAUUGGCUGUAUUGUGUAAAUAGUAUUUGUUUGAGGGACAUUUAAUUCUAUUGCAAAAUAUGCUUAUAAAGCAAUAUAAUAGAUGCUAAAAUCGACCUUUAAGGGACACUGUAGUCACCAAAACAAUUUUAGCUUAAUGAAGCAGUGUUGGUGUAUAGGUCAUGCCCCUGCAGUUUCACAGCUCAAUUCUCUGCCAUUUAGUAGUUGAAUCAUUUUAUUAAUACAGAUCUAGUCACACCUCAAUGCAUGUGACUUAGAGAGCCUUCCUAAGCACUUCCUGUAAAGAGUCAUCUAAUGUUUUCACUUCCUUUAUCGCAAAUUCUGUUUAAUUUAUAAUUACUUAUAUCCUGCUCUGUUAAUAGCUUGCUUGACCCUGGAGGAGCCUUAUGUAUGCAAUUAAAGUUCAAAUUACAGGGCAGGAAAUACAAAAUUCGAAAGUAAGUUACAUCUAGGGCUGCAUAAACAGAAAUAAAUGUGAUUUAACUCCUAAAUGGCAGUGAAUUGAGCAGUGAAACUUCAGAGACAUGAUCUAUACACAAAAACUGUUUCAUUAAGCUCAGUGGCGUACACAUGACCCAUGGGGCCCCGGUGCGAAAAUUGAUCCGUGGCCCCCCCACUCCCCCCCGCGCGCGGGCCGGGCCGCGCCGCAACACAUGACGGUGGGCACCUGGUCGCAGAGGUUACAGGGCUGCGACCCCUGCGACGGCGGUAUGUACGCCAGUGCAUGCAGAUGCACACACACUUAAAGGACCACUCUAGGCACCCAGACCACUUCAGCUUAAUGAAGUGGUCUGGGUGCCAGGUCCAGCUAGGGUUAACCCAUUUUUUUCAUAAACAUAGCAGUUUCAGAGAAACUGCUAUGUUUCUGAAUGGGUUAAGCCUUCCCCCUAUUUCCUCUAGCGGCUGUCUCAUUGACAGCCGCUAGAGGGGCUUGCGUGCUUCUCACUGUGAUUUUCACAGUGAGACCACGCCAGCGUCCAUAGGAAAGCAUUAUGAAUGCUUUCCUAUGUGACCCGCUGAAUGCGCGCGUGGUGGGCAGCUCUUGCCGCGCGUGCGCAUACAGCCGACGGGGAGGAGAAGAGGAGGAUCGGAGGAGGAGAGCUCUCUGCCCAGCGCUGGAAAAAGGUAAGUUUUACCCCUUUUCCCCUUUCCAGAGCCGGGGCGGGAGGGGGUCCCUGAGGGUGGGGGCACACUCAGGGCACUAUAGUGCCAGGAAAACGAGUAUGUUUUCCUGGCACUAUAGUGGUCCUUUAAAGGACCACAACAGACACCCAGAUCACAUCAGCUCAAUGAAGUUGUCUGGGUGUCAGGUCCCUCUAGUUUUAACCCUGCAGCUGAAAACAUAGCAGAUUCAGAGAAACUGCUAUGUUUCACUGAGGGUUAAUCCAGCCUCUAGUGGCUGUCUCACGGACAGCCGCUAGAGGAGCACACUGAACGUCCAUAGGAAAGCAUUGAGUAAUGCUUUCCUAUGGGCGGUUUGAAUGCGUGCGCUGUCGCAUUCGGAGCUGAGAGGCUGAGGGAUCCUCAGCGCCAAGGGAGUCCGGCGCUGGAGAAAGGUAAGUGCUGAAGACACACACUUACAGACGCAUACACACUAGCUAACAGACACACACAUUUACUGACAGAGACACAGUCAGCGACAGACAUACAUACACACUCACUUACAAAACAUACACUCUCAUUGACAAACACACACUCACUAACAGACAUCAAACAGACUCACUAACACACACACACACACACUCAGUAAGACACACACUAACAGACAUCAAACAGACUCACUAACACACUCACUAGCAGACACACACACUAACACUCACUCUAACACUCACACACACUAACACUCACACUCACUAGCAGACACACACUAACACUCACACUAACUAGCAGACACACACACUCUCACUCUAACCCUCACACUAACACUCACUAGCAGACACACACUAACACUCACACACACUCAAACACUCACACACACUCAAACACUAACACACACUCAAACACUAACACUCACACAUGUUUUUUUUUUUAAAUUUAAUCCCCCCAGCCUCCUUACCUUUUGGAGUGCUGGGGGGAUUCCCUGGGGUCCAGUGGUGCUGCUGGGCUCCUGGGCUGGUGGCCGGUCGGGCAGGCAGGCGGGCGCGCGAGGGAGCACUCAGUGCUUCCUCUUCCGGCUCCGGUAUCAGUGCGGUGCGCGAGGGAGCUGAAGAGGAAGCACUGAGUGCUCCCUCGCGCGCCCGCCUGCCCAACCGGCCACCCGCCCAGGAGUGUGUGUGUGACAGCAGGGCCAGUCUCGGGGGGCCCUGGGGUGGCCGCCUCCUGGGCCCCCCAGGGGAAGAGGCUGGCCCUGUGGCUACAUACCGGGUCGCAGGGGCGGCCGGGCCCCCUGGUGGGCCGGGCCCGGUCGCAGCCGCGACCCCUGCGACCCUGGUAUGUACGCCAGUGAUUAAGCUAAUGUUGUUUUGGGGACUAUAAAGUAUCCCUUUAACAAACCACUUUAUUAGAACGUUCCCACUGUGAAGUGGCCAGUAAGUCCAAAAUAAACUGCUUAUAGUGAAUGGUUAUCUGAACUUUGACUAUUCCUAUCAAUGCGGACCCAUCAAACAGCAUGCAGAGUUUUGGGUCGCAAUCCAACCACAGGUUAAGACACAAGGCAACAUAGCAAAGGGUAAAGACUGUGCUCUGUAGACCAAAACUGGGCAGGUUAGAUGUUAGUUCAUGCAUGUCACCACAUGAUGUAUGAUUUGCAGAACAUUAAAACUAACUUUCAUCACUUACAGUUUGUGAAGAAAUCACGUUUGAUAAGAAGACCAUCAGUCCCUUGCUGGCAGUAACUGAAGGCAACGUCCUGACAUUUCUCCAAAAGAAGACCAAGAACUACCUAGAUGGACCUGAACGCUUCAAUCACUGGCCCAACUGUUUGGCCAUCAACUCAUUCCAGAAUGGUAUCCAUGCGUGGAAGGUUAAUGUGGAAAACAGCGGUGCCUACAAGCUAGGUAUUGCCUAUGGGUCCUUGGCUCGUAAGGGUGCAGGCAAUGACACCAGGCUGGGCUACAACAGUGUUUCCUGGGUCUUUUCCCGCUAUGACAAAGACUUCCGCUUCUCCCAUGAUUGUCAGCAUCAGCCGGUGGAACUUCUCAAAAGCCCCAAACAUAUUGGCAUAUUGGUGGACCUGGAAGGAGGAGAACUGAUCUUUUUUGACCCUGGAUCAUGCGUCAUUCUUUACUCCCACCAGACAAAGUUCACUGCUCCAAUCUUUCCUGCAUUUGCUGUAGCUGAUGAGAAUAUCAGUCUUGCAAAGUAG
Pelobates cultripes (western spadefoot toad) is the source of this 19860-nucleotide messenger RNA. NCBI's taxonomy places the organism in Eukaryota, Metazoa, Chordata, Amphibia, Anura, Pelobatidae. The record is from the annotation of a GenBank genome assembly.